GCAAAAUGAAAGUGAAAGUAGUUUCUGCAGGGGAGUUGCAGGCUGCAGGGGAAGUCCGACGACAAAAUCAUAUUUCUCCAUGCUUUUUAACAACUUCUAACUACACCAGAACAGUCGGUGACACUUUCGAAGACAACCAUGGCCAAUAUAUCAACAAUUUACAAGCUAUCGUUUCUAGCCUUUACUUACUUCAUACACGUCUAUGGGACAAGCUGUCCAGUUCUGGAGUGCUGGUUUGUCCAGGAGAAACCAGGUCGAGGUGGGGGAUUCCCUGCUGCAAUGAUGCAGGAGAAGGCACUACUGUAUAUCAAUACAGACCCAGAGAGUGAAGAAACCAAGUCACAGCAGGGACCAUCUGCAGACAUCAACCAUGAUAGAGUCUACUACAUCACUGACCCAGCAGCCACCCUCUGCAGUUCCUCUCUGCACCCACCAGAGGGCUCAGUCCAUAAGCCACAGUGCGAGAUCAACCCCUUCAUGCCCCAACCCUCCACCGUCCAAUGGGCAGUCCCACUCACUGACUCUGCCCACAGUCCUAUCUACCUACAAGCUGACUGGUACUCUGCCGCCUUGCAGGGCCUUGACAGACAGCUGGGCCUGUCCAGUGUCAUGCGUGCUCCCACGGCAACCAAGGAACCCGCUGUGGUGCUCAGUGUGUCCAGUAGAACGCCCUUGGUCCGUUCCAGACUCGGGGAACCGGUGGUUCUAGACUGUGGGUUCUGGAUGGAGGACACUUCUCCUCUCUCUGUCUCUGGCUUCGCUGUGGAGUGGCGCUACCAGUUCAGGGGCGAUGGCCGUCUGGUCCUGGCCUACGACGGUAAGAGUGACCGAUUUGCCGAGACCCAGGAAGAGGGAGCGGGGCUAGACUUCACGGCUCUGCACGAGACAGGAAAUGCAUCACUGAUCCUGCAGGAAGCUCAAGUGCGCCACACAGGAACCUACAUCUGUACGGUGUACUUGCCCUAUCUCCUGGCUCAGGUGGCUGUGGAGCUGGAGAUUGUAGAGCCGCCGUCCCUCUCCAUCUUCCCCUCCCCACUCCCUCUCUCCGUGCCUGGCCAGGUGGUGAAGGUGCAAUGCGAGGCGUCAGGAUUCUCCCCCCUCUCCCUGGAGUUCCACUGGGAGUUAACAGGGCUGGACGGUAGGGUCAGGCCCUUGGGUCAGGGCAGCGUGACAGGCCACAGGCAGGGCCCAGACAACACCUACAGCCAGACCACUCGUCUGGAGUUAGACUCAGCCAAGCUGGACCUUGGCCGUGGAGGGAAGGUCACCUGUGUGGCCGUCCACCCUGGAGGCACCCGGCGGGCCAGCGUCACCCUCAAUGUCAUUGGUGUAAGUGGUCCCUCUAUUGAGGACUCUAUGGCGAUGGUUGCCGUGGCCCUGGGGCUCUAUGGUUUGAUCAAGAUCGUCUCCUGGACAUUUAGCUCUGGGUCCGAUGAUACUAACUCACAAGAGAAGAAAGUGAAGUAAAUGUGUAAACACCUGGGAUUCCCAGGUGAGUGUGUAAUGGAACCAACAAAGCUGGAAUUUCAGGAAUAUAAGUGUACCGUUUGUGGAAGGUGGUACAUGGAAAGAAGAUAUUGAGUUUCUGACCGCAGUUGAAAAUGUAUGAUCUAACAAGGGGUCAGGGGAGAAAAAUAUUUUAAUAGGCGACUGAUUUAAAUAUUGACAUUACAACUGUGAAUUCAUCUCUAGAAGAACUCAAGAGCGUGUGUAAAAAGAUUGUGUGUACAUGUGGAUGUAGAUCAUUUUGUGUUUUGUGAUUGAACCCUGUCAUUAUUAGUUUUUUUAUGGAUUCUGAAGGUGAAUAUAAGACAAAAUCUUUUAAAUUGGAAUAUCAUUUUUUUUUUCAUCAGAAAAUUAGUAAUUCCCUGAGUGUGUUUAUAUAUUGUUUUCAUUUUGUUUGUUUUGGGUAAUAUUUAAUUUGAUCUUGCCUUGUAUAGACGGUAUAGGCUACAGUGAAUUGUUGUUUUGUUAUUGAUGUUCCUACCACCAUAUCAGAAUUGUUAGAUUAGUGUAUUUGCCAGGAAUGAGCAACAAUUUUGAGCAAAUGAGGACUAUUUGUGAUGGGAUGUAAUAAAUUCUUCAUCUUCAAAACA
Messenger RNA from Coregonus clupeaformis (lake whitefish), 2096 nucleotides. RefSeq names its product tapasin. Bases 139 to 1467 code for a protein of 442 amino acids. The transcript has 8 exons. Gene Ontology annotation, cellular component: membrane. Gene Ontology annotation, biological process: antigen processing and presentation of endogenous peptide antigen via MHC class I. Lineage: Eukaryota; Metazoa; Chordata; Actinopteri; Salmoniformes; Salmonidae. The record is from RefSeq and is a predicted model, not a curated record.